AUACAAUCUGUAAACGUUGUGGUCAUGAAUGCUCAACACCUCAAAAACUUCGUGAGCAUCUUAAGCGAAAAAAUCCAUGCAAACCAUUACAAAAGCAGAAGGAAGUAGCUUCUAUUCAAGCAUCAAUUCAGGUGCCUAUUCAAAAAGCUACCCAACAGGCUAUCCAAACUUCUGAAAUCAAAGCACAGGGGAAACCACAUGUGGUAAUCCCAAUUCUAGUUCCUGAGCUAGAACCUGAAAAGGAAGCUCCAGUACUUGGUAACGACUACAUCACAGAAGAGGAGGCAAAGAACUGGACAUGGGGUGUAAGAUUACAAAAACGUUGGAAAGAACUUGAUCUAGGUAAUGAACUACUUGAAGUAAACGAUCUAGAUGGUUGUAAGACUCUUUUCCAUGAUCUAGAACAAUAUGAUCCUAAUGCAGUUCGCCCACCAACUUUAAAAGAGUUAGAGGAAUAUGAAAAAAGGGAAAUAAAAAAUAAUAAAUCUAGCUACUCUGAAGCAUCCCAUCAGAGCAAGAAUUUGAUUAAUAAAGAAUUUGAGCGUUUAGGAGAAAUUAAGGAGCAUGAAAAGUCAGAGAAGGAUUUAGAAUUUAGGGAACAAGAAGAAUUAGGAACAGCGGUUAAAAGAAGAGCCAUAGCCGUACAUCGUGCAAAAGUUCCCAAAUCCCAUCCAGAUAAUAGAAGUGAUAUACGAAAAAUGUUAGAAAGCCGAAGAAAACAGUUUAGAGAAAUACUUGAAAAGGAAUUCGAUAAGCAUGGACAAUUUAA
Racocetra fulgida is the source of this 769-nucleotide messenger RNA. The record is from the annotation of a GenBank genome assembly. NCBI's taxonomy places the organism in Eukaryota, Fungi, Glomeromycota, Glomeromycetes, Diversisporales, Gigasporaceae.